UCUCCUGGUGGCACUGUGGGGGUGCUGUGCCCAUGCCUGUGCCCACAGCAGUGUCCCCACCGUGUCCCCACAGAGGUGCUGCUGCGGGUGCAGGUGUUUGAGAGUGGGACUCUGGCCCCGCUGCCGCAGGCGGCCCUGGACGUGUUUGGCGCCCGCAGCGCGCUGGCAGCCGGGACCACCGACCACACGGGCACCGGGGUCCUGCCCGUGCCCUACCGCCUGGGCUCCUGGCUGCUCGUCACCGCCGCGCGUCGCGGAUACGUCACCGCCUCUGUCCCCUGGCGCGUCACCAAACUGCCACUCUACGCCUCCAUCAGCCUCUACCUGCUCCCGGAGCGCCCGGCCACCCUCAUCCUCUACGAGGACCUGGUCCAGAUCCUCCUGGGAUCCCCAGGUGGCCGUGGGCAGCCGUGGGCGCAGUUUCCCCGGCGGGCAGCCCGCCUGCCCCGCAGCUCUACCUACAGCCAGCUCGCCGCAUCCCUCACCGCCGCCUCCGGCCCCGGCCCGGCCCGCGCCUUCCCCGCCUUCCUCGGGGCCGAGCAGGACGGCAGCGCCAAUGGCACCUGGCUGGAGCUGGCGCCGGUGGCGGCUGUCAGCGUCCACCUGUUCACCGGGAACGGGACCGAGGUGCCGCUGGCCGGCCCCGUCCACCUGUCCGUCCCUUUGGCCCCCGACGCCGCGGCCGUGGUGGCCACCAGCGUGCCAGCCUGGAGGUUUGACCCCAAGAGCGGGCUGUGGGUCCGUAACGGGACGGGGCUGAUCCGAAAGGAAGGCCGGCAGCUGUACUGGACGUUCGUCUCCUCCCAGCUGGGAUACUGGGCAGCAGCUCUGCCCUCCCCCAGCACAGGGCUGGUGGCGAUGGCAGCAGGUGUGACAGACAUCACCACCUAUCACACCAUCUUCCUCCUCACCAUUCUGGGUGCCCUGGCGCUGCUUGUCCUCAUCCUCCUCUGCCUCCUCAUCUACUACUGCAGGCGGCGGUGCCUGAAGCCGCGGGCGCAGCACCGCAAGCUGCCGCUGCCGGGGCCGCUGGACGCGGCGCGCCGAGACCAGGCCACGUCGGUGUCCCAGCUGGACCUCCUGUGCGGGGGCAGCCACCUGGAGACCGCCUCCUCGGGGGGGGACACCGACCUGCCCACCCCCAGCCUGCCCCCCUCGACCCGCGAGCUGACCCCCCCCCCCGCCCACGAGGACUACGGGCGCCCCGGCGAAGCCUUCGGCCUCCGUGCCGCCCGCUCGGUGGACGGGCUGCAGCCGCCCGACGAGCACCCCCGGGGCACCCCCGCCUUCCCCCCGCGGCCCCCCUCGCCCUCAUUCUCCCGUUACGGGGCGCAGCCGACCGAGCACCCCCUGCCUGAGCCCCCCCCGCGCCCGCCCUCGCUGGCGCCCCCCGGCCCCCUGCUCCUCUGCGGCCCCCUGGACCGGGGCGGGGGGCCCGAGGAGGUUUACCGGGGGGUGAUGCCCACCCUGCUCAUCCCCGCCCGCUACAUGCGCCUGGCCCCCGGCGAGCCCGAGGGUCCCCCCGAAGCCGAUGGGGGACCCGGCUCGACGGCGGCCACGGCCGCGCCCCCGCCCCCCCCAUCCUCCGGGCAGCCCUUCGAGGAAGGGGAAAACUGGGGCGGGGCCCGUGCCCCCCAACCGGUGAGUGGCUCGGUGGCCAUCCCGGUGCUGCUGGACGGGUCGGCGGUGGCCCAGCUCAACGGGGAGCUGCAGGCGCUGGCGGGGCAGCAGCUCCUGGAACUGGGGGGGCCGCGACCCCCGAGAGCCUGGUUCGUGUCUCUGGACGGGCGCUCCUCCCAGGUUCGGCAUUCCUACAUCGACCUGCAGGGCAGCGAGAGGGGUCCCGGCCCCGCGCCCCCUCCCCGUCUGCCCCGGGCGGCCGGAGGCGGGGAGGAGGACGGGGGGCCCCGGCCCCCCCUGCCCGCAGCCUCCCCCGAGGACAGCUCGCUGGCCCCCUUGCUGGAAGCGGGCAGCGGGGGGCGGCGAGGGGGGGGCAGCGGGCGCAGCAGCGCCAGCGAAGCCCCCCGAGACUCCCUGACCAGCCCCGAGGAGGAGGCGCUGGCCGAGGCGGGCGACGCGGGGGACGACGGGGGGGACCGCAAAAGCCCCUGGCAGAAGCGGGAGGAGCGGCCUCUGAUGGUCUUCAAUGUCAAGUGA
This is a messenger RNA of Pseudopodoces humilis (Tibetan ground-tit), 2157 nucleotides long. The record is from RefSeq and is a predicted model, not a curated record. NCBI's taxonomy places the organism in Eukaryota, Metazoa, Chordata, Aves, Passeriformes, Paridae.